AUGCUCAACACCUCAGAAAUUGGGUCAGCUUGCACAUUCUGUUUAGUGGUGGGUCCUCCCUCAAAUUCAUCAUACACACGUUCAGAUUCAAUUCUCUUCAAGAUGAGUAGUUGCAGGAUUUCUGGAGUCAUAUAUGAGUGCUUGCUUUUUGAUAUGGAUGACACUCUCUAUCCAUUGAGCUUAGGGAUCAAUUUGGCAUGUCGCAAGAAUAUUAUAGACUAUAUGUUAGAACACUUGCAUAUUGAAGAAAGUAAAGUAUCAAAGAUGUGUCUGGAUUUGUAUCUCGAACAUGGAACAACUAUGGCAGGAAUGAAGGCUCUUGGUUACGAGUUUGAUAAUGAUGAGUUUCAUGCUUUUGUACAUGGAAGAUUACCAUAUGAGAAACUAAAGCAUGAUUUAGUGUUAAGGAACCUUCUUCUUUCCAUGCCUCAGCGUAAAAUAAUAUUCACCAAUGCAGAUCACGCGCAUGCAAUUGAAGUUCUCAGCAGACUUGGCUUGGAGGACUGUUUUGAAGGCAUCAUAUGCUUUGAAACGCUUAAUCCUCUCAACUCUUGCCGACAAAUCCUCUGCAAACCAUCUGUUGAAGCCUUUGAGGCUGCUAUUAGAAUCGCGAAAGUGGAUCCAAAGAAAACGAUUUUCUUUGACGACAGUGUUAGAAAUGUUGCAAGUGGAAAAGUAGCUGGAUUUCACACUGUGAUUGUCGGUCGUUCAGAUUUAGUGCCGGGUGCAGACCAUGCUCUCAACAGCAUUCAUAAUAUCAGAGAAGCAUUACCUGAAAUAUGGGAGGUUGAAGAAGGCAACCAACAGCAAAGAAUCCAAUCGCUUGCAGUUGAAGCUACAGUCCAUGCAUAG
Messenger RNA from Vicia faba (fava bean), 852 nucleotides. The record is from the annotation of a GenBank genome assembly. NCBI's taxonomy places the organism in Eukaryota, Viridiplantae, Streptophyta, Magnoliopsida, Fabales, Fabaceae.